Cajanus cajan (pigeon pea) is the source of this 399-nucleotide messenger RNA. RefSeq names its product ethylene-responsive transcription factor ERF098. NCBI's taxonomy places the organism in Eukaryota, Viridiplantae, Streptophyta, Magnoliopsida, Fabales, Fabaceae. The record is from RefSeq and is a predicted model, not a curated record. Gene Ontology annotation, biological process: ethylene-activated signaling pathway; regulation of DNA-templated transcription. Gene Ontology annotation, molecular function: DNA-binding transcription factor activity; DNA binding.
AUGGAGGAGGCACAUAUGGGAGAACAAGAAAAAGAGAGAGGAGGUGAAGAAGUGAGGUAUCGUGGUGUGAGAAAGAGGCCAUGGGGUAAGUACGGUGCAGAAAUUAGAGACCCUACAAAACCUACGGGAAGACAAUGGUUAGGGACAUUUGACACAGCAGAAGAAGCAGCUCGAGCUUAUGAUCGUGCAGCCAUUGGAUUGAGGGGUGCUCUUGCAAUUCUUAAUUUUCCUGAUGAGUAUUUCUCUCAUCUCCCUUUUGUAUUAUCAAAUCCUUCCACUAAGGGCAACGGAAGUUCUUUUGUUGCACCACGGAAGGAAGUUAUUGAGUUUGAGUAUUUGGAUGAUAAGGUGUUAGAUGAUCUUCUUGAGUUAGAAGAGAUGAGAAGGAAGGAAACCUAA